AUGGCGAAAUGCAGCAAGAUCCGCAACAUCGUCUGGCUCAGGCAGACGCUUCGGCGGUGGCGGUCCCGCGCCGCGGCGCGCACGGCGGCUGGCGGAGGCGCCGGCGCCGUGUCGGUGCCGGCGGGGCACGUGGCGGUGUGCGUGGGCGGCUCGUCCCGGCGGUUCGUGGUGCGCGCGGCGCACCUGAACCACCCCGUCUUCCGGGAGCUGCUCAGGCAGGCGGAGGAGGAGUACGGGUUCCCCUCCGGCGCCUCCGGCGCGUGCGGCCCCAUCGCGCUCCCCUGCGACGAGGGCCUCUUCGAGCACGUCCUCCGCCACCUCUCCUCCUCAUCGUCCGCCGCGCGGUUCUUCACCCUCGAGGACAUCAAGAGCGGCGCCUACUCGUGCUGCUGCGCGGCCGCCGGCGACGCGCUCCCGCUCCUCCGCGGCAUCUCGUCCGACAAGUUCGUCUGGUGA
Triticum turgidum subsp. durum (durum wheat) is the source of this 456-nucleotide messenger RNA. The record is from the annotation of a GenBank genome assembly. Lineage: Eukaryota; Viridiplantae; Streptophyta; Magnoliopsida; Poales; Poaceae.